ACUCAAGAGGCUGAGGCAGGAGUAUCACUUGAGUCCUGGAGGUGGAGACUGCAGUGAGCCGUGAUCGCGCCACUGCAUUACAGCCUGGGCGACACAGCGAGACCUGUCAAUCAAUCAAUCAAUCAAUCAAGAGGAGGCUGGCGGGAGCAUGCUCGUGACCACCGGGGGCGACACAGACCCUAACCCUAAGUCCAACCCCAAGGCAGACCCCACCGUCCCGCCAGGCGCCCUCCUAAGAGCGCGGCUUCCGGAGCAAAGCCGCUGACCCCCGCCCCCAGGGUCUUGGCGCCGAUUGGCCAGCGAGAGCGCAGGGCGGAGCCAAAUCUUAAAGGAUCCGGGAGCUAAGCCAGACCCGGGUGGCGGUGGCAGCUGCGAAACCCAGGGAGCCGAUGCCACGUGACCCAAUGUGGGCUUCUUUUAAACCUUUCUAAUGCCCAUAACCCAGCCUCAGACCCAUGGAGCCCACGAGAGACUGCCCGCUGUUCGGGGGCGCCUUUUCCGCCAUCCUCCCCAUGGGGGCCAUUGACGUAAGCGACCUCCGACCGGUCCCGGACAAUCAAGAAGUUUUCUGCCAUCCCGUGACGGACCAGAGCCUGAUAGUGGAACUUCUCGAGCUGCAGGCCCACGUGCGGGGCGAAGCGGCUGCGCGGUACCACUUUGAGGAUGUUGGUGGCGUGCAGGGGGCUAGGGCUGUCCAUGUGGAGUCUGUUCAGCCUCUCAGUUUGGAGAACCUGGCCCUGAGGGGCUGCUGUCAAGAAGCCUGGGUCCUCUCUGGCAAGCAGCAGAUAGCUAAGGAAAACCAGCAGGUAGCAAAGGACGUGACACUUCAUCAGGCCUUGCUGAGGCUGCCCCAGUACCAGACUGAUCUCUUGCUCACCUUCAAUCAGCCCCCCCCUGACAACAGGUCAUCUCUUGGCCCUGAAAAUCUGUCACCUGCACCCUGGAGCCUGGGUGACUUUGAACAGCUGGUGACCAGUCUGACCCUUCAUGAUCCCAACAUCUUUGGUCCCCAGUAAAGGCGCUGAAGCACUGCAUGAUGUUGCUGAGAACUUGGGGACUCGGUUCUGUGAGGGGGAAAAGAGGUUGAAAAGAGGGUUUCCUCUUAUUUCUUCCCUGUGCGUAAACAUAAGACAAUCCCUCUUCAGAAUAAACUUGCUUUAUAAUCAAUAUAA
Molecule: messenger RNA, 1172 nt
Organism: Pan troglodytes (chimpanzee)
Lineage: Eukaryota; Metazoa; Chordata; Mammalia; Primates; Hominidae
Gene: RANGRF
Product: RAN guanine nucleotide release factor
Exons: 5
Coding region: 456-1016 (186 amino acids)
Biological process (GO): protein import into nucleus; regulation of membrane depolarization; regulation of sodium ion transmembrane transporter activity
Cellular component (GO): nucleus
Molecular function (GO): small GTPase binding; sodium channel regulator activity; transmembrane transporter binding
Source: RefSeq, a predicted model, not a curated record